Messenger RNA from Haemonchus placei, 525 nucleotides. Lineage: Eukaryota; Metazoa; Nematoda; Chromadorea; Rhabditida; Trichostrongylidae. The record is from the annotation of a GenBank genome assembly.
AUGCGUGAGGAAGAGACAACCUUCGAUUCUUCUACUGCACAACCGAAGGUCUACCAACUCACAGAAGAAGCUCUACAAAAUCUCAUUCAAGCUCAAAUGGGAAAUUCAUCUUCAUCUGCCCCGCCAAGUGACCAUAUAUUCAGCAGGACAGAGCAGUUUCAGUCAAAAGCUAUCUCUUUAUGUGACAAAAUCCAACGUAUUCGAAUCAACCCGUUAUCCGUAGCCGAAAAAGGUGGUACUGCGAGGGCUGCUCAGCCCUCGACGCCAUCAGUGAACUCGCAUCGCAAUUCUGGACCGAGCAUUAUUGCUGAUGGUUCAGUGAAGAGUGUUCAGCAGUCGAUGCAUUCAGUGAUUCCGCGGCAGAAUUGUGGACCCGGUGUUAUUGCUGGUGGGUUCCUCCUUCUUACUCAGUUUCAUAUACUGUGUGAACCGCUAGAAAGUCGAAUAGCAAAGGCGUUAUCGGGUUUCCUUCGUGGUUAUCACAUAUAUUUUUUACGUCAUUGCGUACGUCGUCGCGGUGGAUAG